UAAAACAAAUUGGCGGCAAAACUUGUGAACUUGACAUAUAAAUGAACAAUAAAAUUAUUCAGCUCAGCAAAAAGUGCUUUUAAUUGCUUCCCACCUGGAAAUUCUUGUGUGAAAACUGCGUUAAAUGAUGAGUAAGGAUUACGGCAAUCCAAAAUAUGUGGAUUGGGGCCACAAAUUGGCUGGAAUAGACGUGCCAGAGCUUCGAAACCGAGAGGUCACAUUUUAUAGCAAAGCAGACUGUGGAGGGAUUCAUCUAGUCCCUGGAUCUUGUGUGGUUGUGGCAAAUUUUAAGAGAAUCAACGGCGGAAGAGGAGACAUUGCCAAGAUUCUGCACCUGUUCCAGGUCAGUGACAAAUUUUAUAAGCAGGAUAGGGCUAGGGCUAUUGUACAGUGGUACUCGUGGUUGGAUGGUGUCCCAGCCAGAAGUCUUACUGAUGAUGUUAGAAUAGAAGAUCCCGAUAGGGAGAUUGUUCUGGAUAGUAGACCUUAUGAUAGCGAUAUAUCUCUGGGCACGAUUUCCGGAAAGUGCAACAUUGUUAACGUUCCGGAAGACAUGUCUCUGUCAUCUUUGAUGGCAACUUGUCCUGAAUACCAUGAUAAAGAUGUUCCCACUCGAAUCUGCCGGUACAAAUUGGUGCGAAAGGCAGGAAAGCAUUAUGUACUGCUGCCAGUGUUGGAUGAAUCCUGGGCAGGAGAUGAUGUCACCAAGAUGGAGAUGGAGAUGCCUUUGGGCAGAACUCAAGCAAUUACUCCUCAAACUGACCGGAGAAAAUCUAUCAAGAAUAGGACAGUGUCUCCGAUAAAAAUCAUUGGCAGGAAUGUUAUUCGGAUGUCCGGAAGGAAGCCCAGAGAGAGUUUCUCGGGCAGUGAGUCGAGCAAUGCUGAGAAUGAGUCCCCGAACAAACGAAGAAGCUCUGAUGAUGAUGUUUCAAUGACGCCUAGAAAGAAGACUUUCCGGAACACUUCCAGUGCCCGGAGGAAUCUCAAUGACAGCCUCAAUCAAUCCGGUGACUCUGAUCAGCUCAAUUACUCAAUUGUCAAUGCCAAUGAGGAGCUGAAGCUGAAGCUCAGGGUAUCUAUGAAUCAGAAGAAAGCUUCCAAUACUCCAAGUUCUCCCAGGAAGCGUUCUCCGAAAGAUGAGCUUCAGACCUCGCCCAGGAAGACCCGGAAGAACUCGGUGGUGCCCAAUACCCCAACUACUUCUGCCAGGAGGAGUAUUUUGAGGACGCCAGCGUCUAAAAUCGCUGCGGAUGCCAAAACUCCGAGAAGGAGCAUCACCCUGUCAAAUGUCGUUGAGGAGAUCCCAUCCAGACCAGCCAGGCUCUGCACCAGGCGCCAGACCAUAGGAUUUUACCAUGAUGUCACGGAUGAAUCACCAGAAGUGCCUAAAACCCCGCGUAGCUCCCGUCAGGUCAAGAAACCAACCACCCCAAAAUCCGCUUCCAAAGCAACUUCCGGAAGUACAACUCCCAGCCAGAGGAUGAAGAUGCUCCGGGAGGGAGUCAUUACACCGUCUGUUGGCAGUCGCGAAGGCAAAUUGAAGAGCAGAAAAUCUCUGUUGGAACAGGCCAGGGAUCAGCUGCAUGUCUCAGCUGUUCCCAAGAGCCUUCCGUGCCGGGAAAAUGAGUUCCGGGACAUCUAUCAGUUCCUCGAGGGAAGAAUUAAGGACAAAUGUGGAGGAUGCAUGUACAUCUCAGGUGUUCCGGGGACCGGGAAAACUGCCACUGUGACGGAAGUCAUCCGAUCUCUGCAACUGAAAUUGCCCAAGUUCCGGCACAUUGAGAUCAAUGGGAUGCGCUUAACUGAACCCAGACAAGCCUACGUACACAUAUACAGGCAGCUCCAGGGCAAAACCGUCCCUUGGGAGCAGGCGCACACCUUCCUGGAGCGACGCUUCCGGAAUGGAAGUGGCCAGAAGGAGGUCACAGUUCUCGUAGUGGACGAGCUAGAUAUGCUCUGCAACAGGCGUCAGGAUGUAGUGUACAAUCUCCUGGACUGGCCAUCCAGUAAGGAGGCUAAUCUUGUAGUCGUGACCAUAGCUAAUACAAUGGACCUCCCCGAGAGGCUUCUCAAGGGCAAAGUCACCUCCAGACUCGGUCUAACUCGCUUGACCUUCAAACCUUAUUCCUUCCGGCAACUCCAAGAGAUCGUGACAUCCCGUCUCGUAGGAUUUGACGCCUUCAACGCUGAUGCUCUCCAGUUAGUGGCCAGGAAAGUAGCUGCAGUCUCCGGGGAUGCCAGGAGAGCUCUGGACAUCUGCCGACGGGCAGUGGAAAUAGCAGAAAACGGGGCAAAAGCAGGACUUCCGGAAACAGUCUCCAUGGGCCACGUUGAGCAAGCCCUGGGAGAAAUGAUGUCCAAUCCCAAGGUUCAGGCCAUUAAGGCUUGUUCCCGCAUGGAACAGAUAUUCCUGCAAGCUGUCAUUGCAGAGAGUCUGAGGACAGGAGUCGAAGAAACAACCUUCAUGGGAGUCUAUGCACAAUUCGAAACCAUCUGCUCCAUUUCCGGACUCAUUGCAGCUACUGUGAGCAGGAGCCUGGAAAUCUGCGUGAGAUUAGGCGCCUACCGUCUACUGAUUGGCCAAGACAGCAGAACGGAUCUCUACCAGAAGAUCCUUCUCAAUGUCAGUCCUGAUGACGUCCACUACGCUCUUCAGGAAAAAGCCCAGUAGAAGGCUUUUUUUUAAAUGGUUUUAUUAAAUUCACAAUGUUUGAUUUUUGUGUUUGAAACUUGAAUUAAUUUUUCACUUUUUUACUGAAUAAAUAUUUUAUGAAAAA
Molecule: messenger RNA, 2777 nt
Organism: Phlebotomus papatasi
Lineage: Eukaryota; Metazoa; Arthropoda; Insecta; Diptera; Psychodidae
Gene: Orc1
Product: origin recognition complex subunit 1
Exons: 2
Coding region: 125-2671 (848 amino acids)
Biological process (GO): mitotic DNA replication checkpoint signaling; DNA replication initiation
Cellular component (GO): nuclear origin of replication recognition complex
Molecular function (GO): chromatin binding; ATP hydrolysis activity; ATP binding
Source: RefSeq, a predicted model, not a curated record